Molecule: messenger RNA, 1626 nt
Organism: Pisolithus orientalis
Lineage: Eukaryota; Fungi; Basidiomycota; Agaricomycetes; Boletales; Pisolithaceae
Exons: 9
Coding region: 1-1626 (541 amino acids)
Source: RefSeq, a predicted model, not a curated record
AUGUUUUUUGAAAUUACACUGGCCUUAAUGCUGCAUGAUUCAUUUUUUUCUCCCCUUGUUGUCAUCUCUGUCAAUUUAAGGAGAUGGGGUGCAUUCAAUGCACACAUCCUAGCAAAGUGUGAUGACCACUGGAUCACAUUGCCAAAUGCUGUCUAUGUUCCCCAACCCUUCAUCUUUGAUGGAGAAACAAUCACACCCCUGCAUGAUGGACAGUUCAGCCAUAUAGACUGUUUUCAAUGGCCACAGUUGUUCACAGAAUGCUACACAUGGAGUCUGUGUGUCCCCCAGAAAGUGGCCUAUGGAGAUGACCCAAUGUGGAAGUGGCUGUGGUGGAACAUUACCCAGUCAGUGGAGGAUUUUGUGCUGGAAAGAGGGUCUGCCUUCAAAGUUGGCAGGAUUCAUGCUGACAAGUGGAACUCAAUGGAGACCAUUUAUAAUCAACUAGACAAACAUUUGCAAGAUUGGCUAAAGAAGCACCCCCACUAUGAAGGUCCUCUGACACCCAAUUCAUGGCUGGGGUCAUGUCAGCGAUGUCUCCUGCAUCUGAAGCAACUCCCAUUUACAUUUCGAGACACAGUCAUAUUGGUCACUUUUUGUCAACACCUCCUCCUAGACAUCUUUGGCAUGCUAGAAUAUCUCGACACAGACCUUGACCCUGCUAUGGGCACUUUUGUUGAUUCAUUUGACUGCUGGAUCAGGGCAUUCACAACAGACCCCAACAUUUGCCAGCACCUUUUUGAAAUAUGUGUGCCUGUCUGGAUGGUCUGGAAACCUGAUUGUGUACCCCUGGACAUGCAAAUGUUGAAGACCAUCAAGAUUAUGUGCCCUCAUGACAUAGUCAUGGAUCCUGAGGUUUUUGAGGUCAGGCAGAUGCUGAAAUGGCACAGCACCUGGUACCACCCUGGCCUGGUGAUUGGGCUUGAGCAAUUUGUGGCUCCCUGGCUGGAACCAAUGCACACCAGCAGUGGUGUGGCCUCGACUCCCACAAGCAUGGGUCCCAUGGCUUCCAAUGCUGCAAGUUCCAGUGGUGCAAGUUCAAGUAUGGGAGCUGCUAGGAUGGGCAGGGCUCAACAACAUAAUCAGCCAUAUCCCCCUGCAGGCUCGAGAGGAGCCAAGCCAUCAGUCAUUCUGAAUCCCAAACUGUGGGAAGACCUCAGUGAUCCAGCUAUUCCCCCUGCUAUUUCUGCAUGGCACACUGCCCUGAAGGACAUGAAUAAGGAUGCAAAAAGGUCCUGGUGGGAUUUCCUGAACACAAUUCCCAAGCAGAUUUCAUCCACAUUUUCCAGUGGCCAACUAUGUGAAUCUGCCACCCUCUUCAGUCCUGAGCUUGUCAGCCUCCAACAUGACAUACCUAGCCAUGUACAAUUCCAGGAUAUUUCAAUUUCCCUUGCAGACCUCACUACCAUUGAUCAGAUGAUGAAAAGCAAGACUUUAUGGGAUUUAUAUGAACACAACUUCCAGUUCAACUUGUGGUUGAAUCAGGAUUCAGAGUGGCUCAAUCAUGUCCAGCAGAUUUUCCCUGGUGAUUCGGAACUCACCAUGUGUGCUGAGCCUUUCCCUCAGCAAAAUCAAGGCCUUGGCUCAUCUGACUUUCAAUCAAAAUGGGAGUACAUAGAGAAGCUCUGA